ACACCCACCUCUUUUUAUUCACACUCCGGCCGCCUCUCGCUCUUCCGGUCUUCCCCCAUCUCCGUGAAACCAACGCCCCCCAGCCCAGCGGCCGCGCGAAUGGAGGUUGCUGCGGCGAAGCAACUCCUCCCCAUGGCGCUGGGCCCCAACUCCCCGUCGUCCUCCACCUCCUCCUCCUCUCCCUCGUCCGCCGCCGCCGCCGCCUCCUCCCCGUCGCCGCGCCAGCAGCACCCCCACGCGCCCGCGCCGCCGUCGCCCACGCCCAGGCCCGUGCCGCGCAUCAUCGACACCACGCCCUUCCCCACCACCUUCGUGCAGGCCGACACCGCCAGCUUCAAGCAGGUCGUCCAGAGGCUCACCGGCUCCGACACGCCGCCGCCGCCCCACAAGCCCGUCAAGAGCUACCCCCACCACCACGGCAGCGGGCCCAAGAAGCCGGCCUUCAAGCUGUACGAGCGCCGGAUCGGCAAGAGCAACCUCAAGAUGAUCGCGCCGCUGGCGAUGGCGGCGGCCGCGGCGCCGCCUGAGGCGCUGUCGCCCAGCGUGCUCGACUUCCCGUCCCUGGCGCUCCGGAGCCCCGUCACGCCGCUGCUGCCCGACCCCUUCAACCGGUCGCAGGGCGCGGAGGAGGACGAGGAGGCCGCCGAGCGCGCGGCCAUCGCGCGGACCGGCUUCUUCCUGCACCCCUCGCCCAGGGGCGCCGAGCCGCCGCCGCGCCUGCUGCCGCUGUUCCCCGUCACGUCCCCCCGGAUGGCGCAGUGACGACCCCCCCCUGCCGCAGAAUUUCCUAGUACCGCGUCCGCGUGAGAUAUACUUUAUUGCU
Messenger RNA from Zea mays, 823 nucleotides. Its product is annotated as DNA-binding WRKY. The transcript has a single exon. The record is from RefSeq and is marked validated. Lineage: Eukaryota; Viridiplantae; Streptophyta; Magnoliopsida; Poales; Poaceae. Bases 100 to 762 code for a protein of 220 amino acids.